This is a messenger RNA of Drosophila grimshawi, 1005 nucleotides long. Its product is annotated as mitochondrial inner membrane protease ATP23 homolog. Gene Ontology annotation, molecular function: metalloendopeptidase activity. The coding region runs from base 86 to 913 and encodes 275 amino acids. The transcript has 2 exons. The record is from RefSeq and is a predicted model, not a curated record. Gene Ontology annotation, biological process: mitochondrial proton-transporting ATP synthase complex assembly; mitochondrial protein processing. Gene Ontology annotation, cellular component: extrinsic component of mitochondrial inner membrane. Lineage: Eukaryota; Metazoa; Arthropoda; Insecta; Diptera; Drosophilidae.
CAGCACUUGGCAAACAGCUGCCGGUUUGUUAUUUAACAUUGGCCCCUUAACAACACAAGUCAAAGUUAAAUAAAAGUGAUAUUUAAUGGAUUUCCUGACACAAGUGUUUGCCAAGGCUUCAGCGACAACGGAAACAAUACCCGCCGCCGUCGUAGUGAACGAUACAAAGCCCGUAACAGACACAAAGGAGAGCAGCACACCGAGUAAAGAGCCAAAGGAAUGGGGUUAUGAUCUUUAUCCAGAACGUCGUGGCGAGGUCUACAAACCGAAAUGGUCGCGAAUCCUGAUGGGGAUGGAGGGCAAGGAGAACAUCGAUCGCUACAAGUGCGAACAGAAUGUGUAUUGGUGUGUGAAAAAUGGUCCGCUGGUCAAACUGAUGAUGGGCGCCCUGCGCAGUUCUGGUUGUCCCAUGGACCUGCGGCGGCACAUCUCGUGCGAGGUGUGUGAUCCAACGGUGACCGGUGGCUAUGACCCAGUGCUCAAUCAGAUAGUCGUCUGCCAGAAUAUGGCUACGAAUAAGAGCAUGGUACAUGGUGUUUUAACACACGAAAUGAUUCACAUGUUUGACUAUUGCAAUAAUGAUUUGGAUUUUCGUAAUGUGGAUCAUUUGGCCUGCACCGAAAUCCGUGCGGCGAAUCUUGCGCAUUGCUCUUUCCUCAGCGCCAUGAUGCAGGGCGAUGCAUCGCCAUUCAAUGUCAAGGAAGCGCAUCAGAACUGUGUCAAAUCAAAGGCACUUGCUUCUGUGCUCGCCGUGCGCAAUAUAAGCCAUGAACAGGCCGUGGCUGCUGUGGAGCGAGUGUUUCCCAAGUGCUAUGCGGAUCUGGAGCCGAUUGGUCGUAGAAUACGGCGUAAUUCAACGGAUCAGCAGAAGGCAUUCAUGGAGGCGCCCAUGUACGGCUACGAUGUCUAUUAGCACAGGCUACAUACAACAAAAUUAAUUACACUCUUUGUUAAUGUUGGGCAAUAAAAAUAUGUUUUAAGAGAUGAAUUGAACAAAGGGCAAUU